AUGGUGUCCCUAAGUAAAAAACCCGCGAAAUCGCCAGUGUUCUUACUAAGCGUUGCAACAGGUGGAUGUUUUGGCGUUUUAACUGUAUUUUUAAUAGUACAAGGAAGUUGUGUAUUUAUUUGGAGCCUUCUGCAUAUUAAAAUCAUUUAUUGUGGCCCUCUUAAAGACUGGCCAAGUGGCUUGGCCAUCGAAGUUCCUUUACGGAAAAAAUUUUUUAGGAGGACGACACCGAGUCCCGAACCCGCACGUUCAAGAACUCCCAUACUAGUACAGCAUGAUGAAAUACUAUCUGCAGCUGAAACAUUAGCAGCGCUGAGUUCAGCCCCGCCAUCGCCUGGUUUAGACCAAGGAGCCAUAUCCCAUAUAUUAUCGGCAGCUGAAACAUUAGCAGCUCUGAGUUCAAAUCCGCCGUCGCCUCUUUUAGACAAAGAAGCCAGCUGGCCCUCGUUGCCCCGUGAUUUUGAAUUGUUUGAUACUGCAGUUGCAUCACGAGUCGUUUCACCUGCACUUUCAUUAGUUUCAAACGCACCUUCUCCAAUAGUAAAUAUUGAAGUCGACACGGUUCAGACAUCUGCCCUUAGAACAGUGCGCCUUCCCAAACGCAGAGAGGAAUCUCCUUCCUAUCAAUCUCCUGCAGUUUGUCGUGGCCCUCCUCGUCCAUUAAAGGACUCAGAAAUAGAAAAUGUCCUUUUCUAUGGCAAGUACCUACUUUAA
Messenger RNA from Cydia splendana, 714 nucleotides. RefSeq lists its product as uncharacterized. Lineage: Eukaryota; Metazoa; Arthropoda; Insecta; Lepidoptera; Tortricidae. The coding region runs from base 1 to 714 and encodes 237 amino acids. The transcript is spliced from 8 exons. The record is from RefSeq and is a predicted model, not a curated record.